This is a messenger RNA of Dermacentor albipictus, 2139 nucleotides long. Its product is annotated as glycoprotein-N-acetylgalactosamine 3-beta-galactosyltransferase 1-like. Gene Ontology annotation, molecular function: N-acetylgalactosaminide beta-1,3-galactosyltransferase activity. The record is from RefSeq and is a predicted model, not a curated record. NCBI's taxonomy places the organism in Eukaryota, Metazoa, Arthropoda, Arachnida, Ixodida, Ixodidae.
AUGCACGGCCUUGUCCGUGUCGCCGCUUUCCUCGUCGCCUCCGUGUCGGGCUCGCUGCUGGCAGUGAUCGUGCUGCAGUAUCGAGAGAUUCUCGAGAGCAGCGAGCACCUGGCUACACCGCCAGCCAGAUAUGCACUACUGCGGUCGGCCAGCUACCAGGGCUGGCUGUCCAACUUGGGUAUGGAGCGCGCGGCCAGCGGGGCCACCAGCGAGGCACGCCUGCUGUACGAACGCGUGCCCGUGCUCUGCUUGGUCCGCGCCACUUCCGCGCAGCAGGCGCGAUCGGUGCUCAACACGUGGAGCCGCCGCUGUAACCGGGCAGUGUUCUUCGGGGGCCUGUCGGACCCGCACGUGCCCGUCGAGCGGGUGUCUGGUGGCGCGUGCGCGCUCUUCACGCGCGUGCUGGCCAAGCACAGCGGCUCGUUCCGCUGGGUGCUGCUCGUGGACGACGAGGCGUUCGCCGUGGUGGAGAACCUGCGCUUCUACGUGGCCCCAUUGAACGCCAGCGACAUCCACUACCUGGGCCACCCCGUGCGAUGGGGAUCCGCCUUCUACAACGCGCUGGCGGCCGGCGUCGCGCUCAGCGAGGGCGCCGUGCAGGCGCUGCGCCACCGCUGCCGUGCUGCAGCGUCGUCCGAGGAGCUCGAGCGGUCGGUGGCCGCCGCGCUGCCCGGCACCCCGGUGGACACGCGUGACCCGCUGCUCCGAGGCCGUUUCAACCCGUUCUCCGUCGAGGAGAUGAUAGUGCCCGGGUCCGUGGCGUACGGCCACCCACACCGGCGUUCAAGCCUCUUCCGCAGCCCCGAGGGGGGACGCUGCUGCAGCCAGCAUGCAAUCACCUUUCACGGAGUGAACCCGGUGGACAUGUUCCUGCUUGAAUACCUUGUGUACGGGCUACAUGUUGGGUCUGGGGGUGGUCUUUCCCCAACCAGCAGUCCACCUGCCAAUGCCCCCAUGGAGCUUGCGAACCUUCUCAGGGGAAAAGCCUUUGUCAAGCCAUACGGAAUUAUUGCUGGCACCUUCUGAAGGCAGUGCUGUGCUAAAAAGUGAUUGCAGGAUACAACAGUUCUUGCCUCACUUGAUGUUCAUGCAUAACUCCUUUGCUUAGUUGUGCCUUAUUUUUAUGACCAAUUGCUCAGCACUGUAAAUGUCCAUGUAGUCACACAUGCAAGCUUAGCCAGGUUAGAAAUACAUGUGAUGUGCAUGGAAACCACGCAGAGCUCAAAAAUAGUGUAAAAUGUCUUGUAAAUUGUCAUUAGAGCUUUAGAUUAGGGGACGCAAGCAGCUUGUGUAUGCAACUAGGGGGCGACAGUACUGCGCAUGCGUAGUACUGUGGCCCGUGGUUCUUGCGCCCCCUAAUCUGAAACUAUUAUUAAUGGAUGUGUAAGUGCUGCCCUUUCUUUUUUUUACAUGGAGGAAGAAAAGCUUAGAAGAUGCCCUGGCAAUAUCUAUUUCAUUGGAGAAAGUGCAGCAGAGGUCAUGCAUCUUGGUCGCAAAGGAGCAUUGAGACUGGUGGUCCAGACAGCAGUGUUAUAGCAACCACAUCUUGGGUCACCCAGCGACACGAGCAAAUGCACACACACAAUCAUUAUCAGCAAUUAGUGAGUCUGUGCCUCCGCAUCUUGCACGACGCUAGCAUGUGCUAUGCUGCAAGACUGCCCAGAACUUUUCCUUUGACAGCAUGUCCUCCAAUCAUUUUAACACAAGCUUUGUUGCACAGCAUGGUGGCAGAACACGAUUGGGCAAAGGCUAGCUAGCACUGACAAGAGGGGGGUAGGGAGGAAAGGAAAGGAAUGAGGAGCAUUGGGGGCUCUCCAUGCCUUUUUAUAACAUCGUGCUGUGCAGCCGUUUUGAACUGUGCACUACUGUUCCCUACACUUUCUGCUAGACCAUUUUAUCAGAUUGGUGCAGGAAUGACGAGACCCUUUCCCUGUCGCGACAGUCCGAUUUUUUGUUUCUCCUUUACAUUUUGGCAUUACACAAUGCGAAAUCUGGAAUCGGCACAGAAGCAUAUGGUUGUAACCCAAUGCAGCAACCCUCUCAGCUGGGUCUCUUCACUGGACAUAUUGGCCUCUGUGUGUAGGAGUGAAUGGUUGGCUGUUGGCUGUUGUGAAAUACAUUGAAGUAGUGCCUUACUAA